AUGAAGUGGAAGGAGCUGUAUGAAAUGGAGAAACAGCGUAGAGCACAGCUGGAAGAUGAGCUGAGGGAGGCACGCCGUCGACUCGAAGCUGACAUGGAGUUAGCUUAUCAGGACUAUCAAGCUCAGAUGCUUCGUGAGGAUCUGCAACGCCGACAACAAGAACUUGAACGACUUGAAGCUGCUCGACGUGAGCGCCUUGGCAUGAGGGCGGCUGCUGGUGGACCACCACCAGGAAUGAUGGGACAUGGUGGACCAAUGCCGCCGUACGGCCAGCCAGGACCAUAUGGGCAACCGAUGGGAGGACCACCAAUGGGCGGAUACCCACCGUAUGGUCAAGGAGGACCAGGAGGACCUGGUGGACCGCAUGGACCACCAGGUGGACCGCAUGGACAACCAGGUGGACAGCAUGGACCACCAGGUGGACAGCAUGGACAACCAGGUGGACCGCAUGGACAACCAGGUGGACCUGGAGGACCUGGAGGACCAGGAGGACCAGCACCGCCAGGACAAGGAGGACCUGGGGGUCCUGGAGGACCAGGUGGGCCUGGAGGACCUAGAGGACGGGAACCUGGAAGUCAGCGCCCUCAGACAAGCAACAUGUUGGAAGGAGUACAGCGUCUAUUACAGAUUUUCAAAAAUGAUCAGCCAGGUCAGCAGAGACAGCCUGGACCUUUCGGACCUGGUGGACCUAACGGCCCGGGACCCGGUGCUCCAAUGGUUGGAGGGCCAGGAGGCCCUGGAGACUACCCACCGGAGAAAAGGAUGCGCCGCUAA
Molecule: messenger RNA, 774 nt
Organism: Cooperia oncophora
Lineage: Eukaryota; Metazoa; Nematoda; Chromadorea; Rhabditida; Trichostrongylidae
Source: the annotation of a GenBank genome assembly